GUACUCUUGUUAUAACCUGAAGAUUGGAUUUUUACUUUUUUAAUUUUAUUUUUCCUCCUUCGUUUCCUACAUUUUUCAUCCUUAUUAAAUUGUAUGUUCUGUGAGAGGUUUUAGCUUGAUAUUUGUGUUCUUUCUUUUUUGGGAAUCUUUGUUGGUUCAAAUUUGGUAAGAAAAUAUAAUUAAUUUUUUUUAAAAAGAUUUUCUACACUUUCUUGGCAACCAAAUGCAUUCCAAUUAAGGUAAUUCCAGUUCUGAAGAUUAAUAAAUGCCGUAGGUGAUAAAUCUUAUUUUAUUUUAUAGAGUUUGUUGUAAUUGUUGUGGUUUUUGAAUUCAAUGAUAAGAUAAAUGGCUGAUUCUUGCAGGCAUUUUGUGAUCAUUGUCAUUGCUUUGUUUGAUAAGCAUGCAUGUCUUGGCUGUGUUUGGUUGUGCAGAAGUGGACUUGAUUUGGACUUCCAAGAUGUAGAGUUUAAAUUUUUUUAUCUUAAAGCAAUUAAAGAGAGGAAUCUGAAUCAGGACCUCCAAUUCCAGUUCCAAUUCCAUGUGACCAAACACAGCCUUAGGGUUGGCAAAAAAUCUUGAUAGGGAAGGUUGCACCUCUUCUUUCUCUUAAAGCAAUUAAAGAGAGGAAUCUGAAUCAGGACCUCCAAUUCCAAUUCCAUGUGACCAAACAAAACCUUAGGGUUGGGAAAAAACCUUACUAGGGCAGGUUGCACGUCUUCUUGCUCAAGUUUGUCUCUCUGUGUCUGUCAUCCAUGCCACCAUUGGCUAAAACAACCAAUAGUUGAUCGGUUGUCAACCCCAUUGAACAAUGGUUAUUUCGGAGCAGACAUGGAGACAGGCAGUGGGGCAGAGGAUGAAAGGUUUUAGCACUUUGCUCGAGAACAGGUGUAAUCUGCAUUUCUUUUUAGAACUUCCAUCAUUCGAUAACUUAUGCCUUGGCUUAACAUUCCAGGUAUGCAGCUCUUCACACUGGCUACAAUGUGUCAUUUUUUCAGAUACUAAAAUAAUUAUAUGCUUGGUAUCACUUUGCUGCUGGAGGUUAAAUGACAUCCAUGUGGAAAUGGAAAAUUACGGAUGAAGUGUAUGACAGUCUUGAAUAACAUCUGCAGAACAAUUCCAAAAAAUACAUGGAGCAAAUAAGAAACACAAUGAUGCAACAUGAGGCGUUGUUCAAGGAACAGGUUCAGGCACUGCACAAGCUGUACAGUAUCCAAAAAUCAGCAAUGCAAGAAAGACAGAAACAAAUUUAUUCUCAAGCCCAAUUUCUGGCAUUUAGUUCUGAAAAACUUGCAUUUGCGGAUGGUCAAAUCAGUGGUUCUGUUCUGGAAGGGAAGCCUUUGAGGCCUGCCUAUGUUCCUGUUGCAGCUGACAAAGAAGAAUCACUUGCUCUUUCUUUGCAACCUUUUAGUGCAAUGAAUGGGUUUAAAGGCUGUGGUUCAUUAUGGACAGACAGCAGAGGACUCAAAACUUCCCACACUGCUCAGAGCAAAUCAAUAAGAAACUUUGAUCUUGAAAGACUCCCAGAAGACUAUAUGGAUGAGUCUGAGAUCCAGGUUGUGUCAAAAUGUUCUGACAUGCCAGGUGCUAACUCAAUUUUGUCUAAAAGAACACUGUACAAAGAUGAAAAUUCUUUUCUUGGAGCCAAAAUCUCUUUCAGUCAAGUGGAUUCUCCAAGUUCAAAGCAGAUGCAAGGAGAAUCAGACUUGAGAAUCCUAUUGGUUCCAAGGAAGGAAAUCAAUCAAGAUUGUGAUGGGUCUUCAGAAGGCAAAGUUGAUAGUACUAAUAUUAAGAAGUAUGCUACAGUCCUUCAGAAUCUAAAUAACACUACUCAUAGCACAACGUCACAAGAUUUUCCACUGAAGUAUACACCUGGAGUCGGAAACUUCCAUGCAUGCCAGGAUUCGAGCCCUUCAACUCUUUCUCAUAUGGACAAGCAAAUGUCAUUGCAUCAUCAGGGAUUAUUGGUUCUCAUGACCAAGGGGUUAAAUCCUGUUGAAUCAGAGAAAGGUCAUCUUGAGAGAACCACAGAGCAAGUCACUGACAGCAGUGUUCAAGUUUUGAAGCAAUUACAUCAACAUCCAGAAGGUGAAAGUAUGGUUGCAACAACUCACCUGAAAUUGGGGGAACAGCCGAAUGGUUAUAUUUGUGGAGCUUCAUUUUCUAAAAAUCCUCUCAUUUUCUCGGUAGGUUCUUCAACCCUGGAACCAGUGCCAAGUGAAACUAAAGAUCUUGAAAAUUUCCUUGUCCAAGGAUCACGGUCCUCAGAAACAAACUCAAUUUCUGGAAAGCAAAUUUCUCACCCAUUUUCUUUGCCCAGCCCUCCAAAAAGCAAAGAUGGUGGAAAUGCAAAUUCCAAUGACUUGGGUACUGAGAAUUCCAAUGGCUCGGGUAAUGGAAGCAAUAGUGUUCAUUCCCAAGAGUCCCAAGAUACAAAGAGCUGUCAGGAUGAUAAAACUAGCAUGCAUGUGAAGGACACGCCUGGAUUUGGUGAUGGUUAUAGUGAGGCAGGCCAUGCAAGCCAGGGCAGAGGUGAAGCCACUGAGUCUGAACUUGAAGAACUGCUCCUGGCUGAGGAUGGUGCUAAACCUUCUUUCUCCUCUACCAUUUCUGAAAUCAAGCACAUGGACAACUGUUCAAAUGGUGAUCCUAAAACCAUCACAAACUCCAAUGAACAUCUUGUAACAUCCAUCGGUGAGGACCUAAAAGAUAAAUCAACCCUGGAGAGAGUACGAGAAAACAUUGCAGCAGAGAUUUUGCUCAGUUUUGCACCUAGUGGGCCACAUGCUGAUCACAAACGUACUCAAAUUGAGGCUGAGUCUGGAAGAUCAAGCGGAGGCACUAUGAGUUCUGAUAAGAAGUGGAAUCUUCGAGAGAGAAGGUGCACCAAUUAUAGCAGCAACAGUGGCAUGAACGAAUCCAUGAGAUGGACAAAAUCUGUUCGCAGAACACGGACCUCCAGAAAACCCCGAUAACCAGUUUGAAGAUUGUUGUACAUAGUUGGUUGAUCUUCUUCUGUUUGGAACUUCAAUGAUUAGAAGCAUUUAUGUGACAACCUGCUUUGUCUAUAUUUAGAACAUUGGUGUGGUAUUUUCCCCAUCUUCUGAGUGAGGAUGCUAAGUGUGAAGUGCUUAUAGCCUUAUACAAAGAUGUAAAAGCUAACACAAAUACUAUCCAACCAUACGGAAAUGUUGCGACUGUUUUUGAGUUUUCUUGAAUGAGAAAAUGUAUAUGUUUUUUCAUAA
Molecule: messenger RNA, 3242 nt
Organism: Vitis riparia (riverbank grape)
Lineage: Eukaryota; Viridiplantae; Streptophyta; Magnoliopsida; Vitales; Vitaceae
Exons: 3
Coding region: 1128-2972 (614 amino acids)
Source: RefSeq, a predicted model, not a curated record